Bombina bombina (fire-bellied toad) is the source of this 3240-nucleotide messenger RNA. RefSeq names its product component of inhibitor of nuclear factor kappa B kinase complex (gene CHUK). Gene Ontology annotation, biological process: tumor necrosis factor-mediated signaling pathway; peptidyl-serine phosphorylation; positive regulation of transcription by RNA polymerase II. The transcript has 21 exons. The record is from RefSeq and is a predicted model, not a curated record. Gene Ontology annotation, cellular component: IkappaB kinase complex; cytoplasm. Gene Ontology annotation, molecular function: ATP binding; IkappaB kinase activity. Bases 59 to 2290 code for a protein of 743 amino acids. NCBI's taxonomy places the organism in Eukaryota, Metazoa, Chordata, Amphibia, Anura, Bombinatoridae.
UGACCGGAAGGGGUCGUAGGUUGUAGGAAGUGGGGAAUUUUGUUAUUGUCGGUGUGUCAUGGAGAAGCCGCCAGUCCAGCAGGGGAUGGUUUGCGGGCCUUGGGAUUUGAAGGACCGGCUGGGCACAGGGGGCUUUGGCAAUGUGUGUCUUUUUCAAAACCGGGAAACAGGGGAGAUGAAAGCUAUCAAGUCAUGCAGACUGGAGCUCAGUGUAAAGAACAAAGAACGAUGGUGCCAAGAAAUUCAAAUAAUGAAAAGACUAGAUCAUCCAAAUGUUGUGAAAGCCUGUGACGUACCCCCUGAAAUGGACUUCCUUGUGAACGACGUUCCUCAUUUAGCGAUGGAGUACUGUUCUGGUGGAGAUCUACGUAAGCUUCUGAACAAGCCAGAAAACUGCUGUGGACUGAAAGAAAGCCAAGUUCUCAAUUUGAUGAGUGAUAUAGGUGCUGGGAUACAAUAUCUACACGAAAAUCGUAUCAUUCACAGGGACCUAAAGCCAGAGAAUAUAGUUUUACAAGAAUGUAAUGGGAAGACAGUCCACAAAAUUAUUGACUUAGGAUAUGCUAAAGAUCUGGAUCAGGGGAGCCUUUGUACUUCAUUUGUAGGGACCCUACAGUAUCUGGCCCCAGAACUCUUUGAGAAUAAGCCAUAUACCGUGACUGUGGAUUACUGGAGUUUGGGCACAAUGGUUUUUGAGUGCAUUGCAGGCUUCAGGCCUUUUCUUCACAACAUGCAACCGUUUACCUGGCAUGAGAAAAUCAAGAAGAAGGAUUCCAAACAUAUCUUUGCCUAUGAAGAGCUGUCUGGAGAUAUUGUUUUUAGCACGCACAUUCCACAGCCCAACAACUUGCGCAGUAUCAUCAAUGAGCAAUUAGAAACUUGGUUGCAAUUGGUUUUAAACUGGGAUCCUCAGCAACGAGGAGGAGGGAUUGAUUCCUACACUAAUCGGCCAAAUUGUUUUGUUUUGAUGGAUGAAAUCCUAAAUAUGAAGAUCGUGCACAUUCUGAACAUGUCAUCAGCGAAGAUCUUGUCCUUCCCUUUGCAACAUGAUGAAAGUCUGCUCUCCCUCCAGUGUCGAAUAGAAGCUCAGACUGGAAUCCGCAACUGCAACCAAGAACUGCUACUUGAAAUGGGAUUGUCUCUUGAUCCCCGAAAACCUGCCUCUCAGUGUGUCAUUGAGGGCGUGAGAGGAUGGGACAGCUACAUGGUCUAUUUAUUUGAUAAAAGCAAAACUGUUUAUGAUGGUCCAUUUGAGCCACGAAGCCUAUCAGAAUGUCUCAAUUACAUUGUACAGGACAGCAGAAUCCAGCUUCCCAUUCCUCAGCUGCGCAAGGUAUGGGCAGAGGCUGUCCAUUAUGUGUCUGGUCUAAAGGAAGACUAUAGUCGUCUCUUCCAGGGUCAGAGAGCUGCUAUGCUGAGCCUUUUACGCUACAAUACCAACCUCACAAAGGUGAAGAACACUAUGGUAUCUGCUUCUCAGCAGCUCGAAGCAAAGUUGCAAUUCUUCAAAAAGAGCAUUGAGAUAGACCUGGAACGUUACAGUGACCAAAUGGCCUACGGAAUCUCUUCAGAAAAGAUGCUUAGAGCCUGGAAGGAGAUGGAAGACAGAGCUGUCAUUUGUGGAAAGGCUGGGGAUAUUUAUUUCUUGGAUGAGCACAUAAUGAAGCUUCACACUGAGAUAGUAGAGCUACAGAGAAGUCCGUAUGCUCGUAGACAAGGAGACGCAAUGGAGCAUCUAGAGCAGAAGGCAAUAGAAUUAUACAAACAGCUGAAGCCACGCUCACCAGAUAAUGCAUACAGUGACAGUACAGAAAUGGUGAUGACCAUAGCACACACUGUGCAAGGCCAGGACAGAGUUCUGAAGGAGCUCUUUGGACAUUUAAGUAGGUUGUUGGGCUGCAAACAGAAGAUCAUUGACCUGCUUCCACAGAUUGAGAUAACUAUAAACAGAAUUAAGGAGGGAGAUAAUUUCCUUAUGCAGAUGCAGGCCAAACGGCAGCGAGAGAUUUGGCACCUGUUAAAAAUCGCAUGUACCCAGAGUUCUGCCCGCUCAUCAGGACCUGCUAGUUGGGAACCAAACACACCUCGCACACCAGGCUGGCAAGACCAAAGCUCACCACAAACUUUAACUUCGCUGUUAAUGACCAAAGAGAAGAACAGGGAAACAUUCAGUCGUGCUAUAGAUGACAAUCUGACCUACCAGAAACAGCUGAGCACUUUAUUUACUGAGACCUCAAUGAAGCAGCAGAAUAGUAUGAUGAGCUUGGACUGGAGUUGGUUAAAUUCGUGAGAAGGUUAAAGGAAGCAGGCGGAUGGGCCAGUACCAACUCUGUUUGUUGGAGGAAUGGGCAGUGCACGGUAUCAGAGGGAUAUCAUGGAGCAGUUCUCAGCCUUUUAGAGUUUUCUCUUCUUCCCACCUGCUUAUAACGUGAAAUGUAAAUUCCAUGUUGCAUAGCAGCAGAAACACAUGCUUUUGAGUUCUACAGCUCAGAAUAGGUGUAGUUACAUUGUAACUCUAUACACGUUAUGUUCUUCCAACCCUACAACUCUGUGUAGUUGACUAAUCACCUAUACUGGGCUAGGCUGUUUUCAAUAAGAUGAGGCAAAUGCACUUUGAUACUUUAACGUUUUAGUUUAUGUAGCCCAAUAAAAAAAUGUUGUUCUGAACGUGAAGUCAGGGAUCGUUACUACUGUAGAUCUUUUCUUGCAAAGACUAUGUUCAGCUAACCCAAAAAAACAGUAUUUCCUCUGAGAGGAAGCAGGAACCGAACAGGAAAUUUUCCUUUAUUUUAAUCCAAACAUACCAUAGCACUGUAAAAUAGAAGUGUUCACCAUUUGUCUGUGUUUUAUAAACUAAACAUUGGUUUUAUGGAGAUGCUCACAUAGAAAUUCAUAUAUAUAUUCAUUUACACUCCAAAUAGCUCUCUAUACCACAACACAACACUGAAAUCGUAUGAUUGUAACAUAGCUGUACAACUCUUUGCAGUGUUUGUUUUGCCAUCAAUACUGUCAAUUAUCUCAAUAAGUUGUACAGUUUUUAAUGCCUCUAUUCCUUCUCUAGUUUUAGAUGUCUGUGUACAUUAUAAAUGUAUAGCUGCUAUCUUAAAAUGUUUUUAAUUUCAUUUUUAAUUGAAGCCUUACUUAAUACAAUACAGACUUCCGUGUAGUUAAAGGAUUCUAUUUUUCAACUGUUGUACAGAAAAUUAUUGUGAUAAUUUAAAUAAAAAAAUCUCAUAUUUC